AUCUACAUCUGAUUUUGAUAAAUUGUGUUGAACCCCAAAAAGUUUCCCAGUGAUGAAGAGUCCGAUCACCAUUAUGUUCCUUCCCAUUCUAAUUUGCUUGCUUAGCCUCACAACAACCAAAGCAACCCCAACUUACCUUUAUACUGAAUGCCCAAACACAACAACUUACACUCCCAACAGCCCAUACCAAUCCAACCUCAACACUCUCCUAUCUGUUCUCUCUUCCAAGUCCACCUCCAUAAAUGGCUUCUACAACUACACUGUCGGCCUCAAGCCCCCCGACAUAGCUUACGGCCUCUUCCUCUGUCGCGGCGAUGUUUCAACCCAAACUUGUCAAGACUGCGUGGCCACUGCUACUAAAGAAAUAGUACAAAACUGUCCCAAUUCGAAGGUUGUUACGACUUGGUACGAUGAGUGCAUGUUACGAUACUCGAACAAAUCUAUCUUCUCCAUUUCUGAUCAAUCUGUCAGAUAUAUCUUAGUCAAUACGGAGAACAUAAAGGAUCCAAAACGUUUUACAAAUUUGUUGGGAAAGGUGAUGGAUGAUGUAGCGACUCGUGCUUCGAAUAGCGUGUCGGGUAAGAAGUUCGCGACGAGAGAAGCUGAUUUCUCGGCACUUCAGACACUGUACGGCUUAGCGCAGUGCACGCCGGACUUAACUACCUCUGACUGCAAUACUUGUCUUAGAGAUGCUAUCUCGAGUUUUCCGGAUUGCUGUGAUGGAAGAAGAGGUGGGAGAGUUCUGUUUCCGAGUUGCAAUGUCCGGUAUGAGACUUAUCCUUUUUAUGCCAUCCCUGCUCCGCCGCCUUCGUCAGGUUAAAUAUAUGUAUCAGUCAAUAAUGUAUCGACGAAUAUAUCAAUAACGGCGAUAUUUAAAAUUUAUUGAAACUUUGUCAAGUUGGCUUAUAGAAUAAUAUAAGUUCUCUUAUAUAUUGCAA
This is a messenger RNA of Camellia sinensis, 938 nucleotides long. Lineage: Eukaryota; Viridiplantae; Streptophyta; Magnoliopsida; Ericales; Theaceae. The record is from RefSeq and is a predicted model, not a curated record.